This is a messenger RNA of Suillus fuscotomentosus, 1350 nucleotides long. RefSeq lists its product as uncharacterized. The annotation marks the transcript as partial. The transcript is spliced from 2 exons. The record is from RefSeq and is a predicted model, not a curated record. NCBI's taxonomy places the organism in Eukaryota, Fungi, Basidiomycota, Agaricomycetes, Boletales, Suillaceae.
AAACCUCCUGAGGAUGCUGCCCUACCACCCGAUGCUGUAGACCCCCCUGACAUGCGGUGCUAUCCACAGGCCCCGCCCUAUACACUAAACCCACUGCCCGACAAUCGAUUUAGACGCCGCUAUAGGUAUGCUACAGCUUACUAUCCUCGUGAUGCACCGCAUCUCCGUGACCGAUACUGCAAAAUUACCAUACCACCCAACAUCUCUCAGCCCCAGUUUGUCAAUGGCAAAGCCGCCCUAGAGCCAGUUCCUGGAAUGGUGAAAAUGGUACCAGGUAUUCCCUACGUCUACGAGGUUUGUGGGGACCCUGCAAAGAUCGUCACUGUGGGCUGUGCCCAUACUCUGGAAUCUCUCCAGGCCUAUCCAGAGCACGCUAGUAUACACCAGCUUGUGGAUAAACUUCAACUCCUGACUUGGGGGGACAAAGGCUCAGCACCCAGCAUUCGUGCGGUCUACCAGUUGCCUGAGUUUAAACGCAACGACCGAUCAUCAAAACCCCAGGAAGGCUCUCACGAAGGCUCUUACAAUCUCGCCAGUACGGUCAUCAAGGGACAGGGACAGGGCACCCUAGCUCCUGCUGUGCAGACAGACACGCAGGAAGCUCGCCAUCAAAUCGGCAGCAUUCUAAAGAUACUUCAUGACCUGUAUGCCCUCAUUCUGCCCCUGAGCAUUUCUGCGGAUGAGUGGGAUGUACUAGAGUACGUCAUGGCAGAGCAUAAUGUGUUCACUUUUGGAGAAGGUGGGGUAGGCCCAGUAGGCUGCCAGCUUAAUAUCUCCUCCAUGGAUUCUGGAGGUGCUCUUAUCAAAGCUAUUGGCGGUGCUCAGGGAUCUUGGCACGUUGAUGCUGGAGAUGAUCCGAUGACUCAUACUUUGGUGACAAUGCUGCUGCGAAUUCCACCAGGUAGUGAUCCUGGUGCAUUUUGUCUGGGUCGCCCAGGCCUUUAUGUCCGAGAAAUUGACACCCUAGUCAUCUUUCUAGUGUUCAAGGGAAAUGACAUUCAUUCAGGAUGUGCUCCCUGCCUGGACCCCAGUGGCCCAGGUAAUCAACUUUAUAGCGGGUUUGAGGUAUGGGAAAAUGCUUUUGGUCCCCAACUCCAGAAGCCAUGGAACCUCGCAGGUGCAGAGAACCGUGCAGUAUAUGUGUCUUAUAUUCCUCGGGCAGCCUUCCGACGCACAUCCCGCUGCAGUAUGUAUAGUGGCAGGGAUAUUGUGUUUGGCAAUGCCUGUGAUCCAGUUGCGGGAGCAUCAGAGAGGACUGAGCCCCAGAAUUAUGUCGAUCAUGGCAGGACUAUCCUGGGCAGCAGUUAUGAUGAACGUAUAACCAGGGAGAGUAUGAUGCAGGCCUGGAAU